CAUGCGUAUUUAAUUCCUAAACGUCUUUGUGUUGCGACAAAGUUUGUCCUAAACGAUUUGCCGUAUAUCGGUGCUGAAGCCUGUGAAUUAGCAGAAUAAACUACUGAUACGCACGAUACAAAAAGAAAAAAAAGGAUUGAAACCUUGGAAAUCCCAUUCUCUCUUCUUAAUUACAACCGAAUUCACCGCAGCCUCGAUGCAGAGGACAGCAUAUUACGAGGAUGAUUUCUUCGGAGGAAAAGAGGACAACGACGCUGUUUUGGAGAAGUCCCGAGUUGGCUGGACUAGAGCAGGUUUGGUCACCAACGAUUUUGAAAAUCUCAGUAAAAAUGUUUGUACUGGGUGGCAGGAGCCAGAGUCCCCCCACAUUAAGAAGGAAGUGGAUGAUGAAGAGCACCCCUGCAUUCAAGAAAAGGAGGAGACAGAUCCCCUUCUUAUUAAAAAGGAGUACAAAGGACACACUCGCAUCAAAGAGAAGGAAGAGCUCCUCCAAACCAAGGGAGAUGAAGAAAAGCUUCUCUACAUCAAAGCGGAGGAUGAGGAACAGAAUGUAUGCAAGUUGUCUUUGACUGCUAUCCCUUUAAAAAGUGAAGAUGAGGGCCAAAGUGAAGCGAGCAGAGGGGUGGGGCCUCCAGGCAGCAGCUCAUGUCAUCACGUGACAUCAGAAAGUGAUGGAGGAUCAUUUGCAGAUGGUCUCUCAGCUCCACCAUCCGGUGGUGAAGACAUGACUCCAUGCUCUACUGAGACUGAUGCUAAAGCCUAUGAAGGUGAUAUGACAUGUGAAACUGACAAACGCUGGAAAUGUUCCCAGUGUGGGAAAACCUAUGCUUGUGCCAGCAGUUUGAAGAGGCAUGUGAUUUGCCAUUGUAUUGAGAAACCUUAUCCAUGCUCAUUAUGUGGCCGAAGAUUCUCUCAGAAGGGAACCUUAAAAAUUCAUAUGAAAACACACACGAGUGAGAAAUCUUUUGCAUGUUCAGUUUGUAACCAAAUAUUCUUUGAUAAGGGGCAGUUAAAAAUACACACAAGAACCCACACUGGUGAGAAACCUUUUGCCUGUUCUGUUUGUGGCCAAAGAUUUUCUCGUAAGGGACACUUAAAAAUACACUCAAGAAUCCAUACUGGGGAAAAACCCUUUCCUUGCUCCGUUUGUGGUCAAAGAUUCUCAGAGAAGGGAGUCUUAAAAUCACACACAAGAACACAUACUGGUGAGAAACCUUUUACCUGCUUAGUUUGUGGACAAAGAUUUUCUCAGAGGGGAAGCUUAAAAUUUGUGGACAAAGAUUCUCGCAGAAGGGAGGCUUAA
Hippocampus zosterae (dwarf seahorse) is the source of this 1303-nucleotide messenger RNA. Its product is annotated as zinc finger protein 771-like. Gene Ontology annotation, cellular component: nucleus. Gene Ontology annotation, molecular function: DNA-binding transcription factor activity, RNA polymerase II-specific; RNA polymerase II cis-regulatory region sequence-specific DNA binding. The transcript is spliced from 4 exons. Lineage: Eukaryota; Metazoa; Chordata; Actinopteri; Syngnathiformes; Syngnathidae. The record is from RefSeq and is a predicted model, not a curated record. Gene Ontology annotation, biological process: regulation of transcription by RNA polymerase II. Bases 197 to 1303 code for a protein of 368 amino acids.